Truncatella angustata is the source of this 1620-nucleotide messenger RNA. RefSeq names its product quinate permease. Gene Ontology annotation, cellular component: membrane. Gene Ontology annotation, molecular function: carbohydrate:proton symporter activity. Gene Ontology annotation, biological process: transmembrane transport; carbohydrate transport. The transcript has 2 exons. The coding region runs from base 1 to 1620 and encodes 539 amino acids. The record is from RefSeq and is a predicted model, not a curated record. NCBI's taxonomy places the organism in Eukaryota, Fungi, Ascomycota, Sordariomycetes, Amphisphaeriales, Sporocadaceae.
AUGGGUCUCCUCACACUUAAUGAGGACAGGCCAACGCCCAAGGCUGUAUAUAACUGGCGUGUAUACACCUGUGCCGCCAUCGCAUCAUUCGCGUCAUGCACAAUUGGUUACGAUUCGGCCUUCAUCGGAACAACUCUAUCCUUGCCAUCUUUCAAGACCGAGUUCAACUUUGCAGCAAUGUCGGCAUCUGAACUGGCCCUGGUUUCCGCCAACAUCGUCUCUGUAUACCAAGCUGGUGCCUUCUUUGGAUCCCUUUUUGCCUAUGUAUCUAACUGGUUCUGGGGUCGCAAGAAAUCCUUGUGGAUUUUCACUGCUAUCUUCAUUGUGGGUGCUGGUAUGAUGUUGGGCGCAAAUGGUCAGAGAGGUCUUGGCUUGAUCAUCGGUGGUCGUGUUCUUGCUGGCAUUGGCGUCGGAGGUUGCAGUAUGACUGUCCCAAUCUAUAUCUCCGAACUAUCUCCACCCGCAAUUCGUGGCCGCUUGGUCGGUAUCUAUGAGCUUGGAUGGCAAAUCGGUGGUCUUGUUGGUUUCUGGAUCAAUUAUGGAGUCAACACGACUAUGGCCCCGAGCCACUCUCAAUGGCUCAUCCCUUUUGCUGUGCAGUUGAUUCCUGCCGGUCUUCUUGGUAUUGGUGCUUUCUUCAUCAAAGAGUCCCCUCGUUGGCUGUUCUCCAAGGAUCGACGUGAUGAGGCGCUGGCCAACCUCUGUUGGAUCCGCAACCUGGAUGCCAACGACAUAUACAUCAUCGAGGAAGUCAACAUGGUUGACGAGGAUCACGAGCGAUACAAACAGGAGGUGGGUGCAGGUUUCUGGAAGCCGUUUGUCUCUUUGAAGCAACCAAAGGUCCUCUACCGAUUCUUCCUUGGAGGCAUGCUCUUCCUGUGGCAGAACGGAUCUGGUAUCAACGCUAUCAACUACUACAGCCCCACCGUCUUCAAGAGUAUUGGUAUCACCGGUACCAACACAAGUUUCUUGACUACCGGCAUCUUCGGAGUCGUCAAGACAGUCGUGACUGUCGUCUGGAUUCUGUAUCUCAUUGAUAACCUCGGCCGCCGAAGGCUAUUGAUGAUUGGCUCAUUCGGUGGCUCGCUCUGCAUGUGGUUCAUCGGAGCAUACAUCAAAAUCGCCAACAUCUCGACUACUACUACCAACACUGCUGGAUUAUCCAGCGGUGGUAUCGCCGCCAUGUUCUUCUUCUAUCUAUGGACCGCGUUCUACACUCCCAGCUGGAACGGCACACCUUGGGUACUCAAUUCAGAGAUGUUUGAUCAGAACACGAGAGGUCUGGGUCAGGCUUCUGCAGCCGCCAACAACUGGUUCUGGAACUUUAUCAUCUCGAGGUUCACCCCUCAGAUGUUCCUAACCAUGCAGUAUGGAGUCUACUUCUUCUUCGCAUCUCUAAUGAUCCUCUCAACCGUUUUUGUAUUCUUCCUUAUCCCGGAGACCAAAGGUGUACCUCUUGAGGCUAUGGACCGCCUCUUUCAGACCAAGCCAAUGCGUAAGGCUAAUAAAGUUAUCAUGGACGAGCUGAGGCUCCAGGACGAGGAGUUCCGUCACAACGCGGAUGGUGUUGACUUCAAGGAUUCGAACAAGCGAGACGUCGAGCAGAAGGAGGUGGCAUAA